Lineus longissimus is the source of this 13550-nucleotide messenger RNA. RefSeq names its product dynein axonemal heavy chain 1-like. The transcript is spliced from 70 exons. NCBI's taxonomy places the organism in Eukaryota, Metazoa, Nemertea, Pilidiophora, Heteronemertea, Lineidae. Gene Ontology annotation, molecular function: dynein light intermediate chain binding; minus-end-directed microtubule motor activity; ATP binding. Gene Ontology annotation, cellular component: dynein complex. The coding region runs from base 96 to 12752 and encodes 4218 amino acids. Gene Ontology annotation, biological process: microtubule-based movement. The record is from RefSeq and is a predicted model, not a curated record.
UGAUAUACAUGCUAGCAGGUCACGAAAGUUCUAUUCACCAGAAAAACACUGCAAUUUUAUUUCAAAUAAAGUAUUGAGAAUGUGCUUAUAACAUAAUGGCUUCAAGACCAAGUAGAAGUGCCCAUGGUGGGCUGCCGUUUACAGCUAACAGAACCAACACCACAACUCCAGCCAGGACGGCUGCUGGAUCUGGACAGAAGUAUCCUGAAAUUAAACAGAGAGGUUUUUACUCUGAUAUUCUUGGAGAUGAAGCAAAGGAGAGGCUUGGGAAUGUGUUGACAGGUCCACAGACAGCUCAGGACACAUUAUGGAAUGUCGGGAAAGAAACACAUGUUCCAAAAGUGACAACAUUCAGUAUCAGUGAUGCUGAUCCUGCAUUGCUGAAAGAUAAUUUGGAUGCCACGCAAUAUGGUCCAAGCACACAGAUGAAAGCAAUUUCGGACUUCCCAAUCGAAUCCUAUGAACCGAAAGUACAACUACCAUUUUUCACACCACCAGGACAGUGUCCCAGGAAAAUAGAAAUAGAAAGGAGAAAACGUCAUUACGCCAAACAAAAUCUCUAUAAACUUCUAGAAAAGGCUAAAAUCGACAGUGACAUGUUGAUGCCAAAACUCCUGACGGGAAACAACAACAUCAAACUUAACCUGGAUCCUAACGAUCCUGCCCCGUUCCCACCAUACUUGCCACUGGGAACGUUUGAUGAUGAGGAGUUUGAUUGCCGGACACCAGCUGAUUGGUUGACGAUGGGAAUUGAAAAUGGCGUCAGGAAGCCAGUGCCUGGACGGGCAUUGUUACUCACAGAUGAUAAGAAGAAGAACUUGGAUGCUAAUGAUCCGGAGUUGGAGUACUCCUGGUUUGAUGUCGGGAUGUUGGACUAUGACCCAGCUACCAAACUAUACCUGGUCCAGAAGGUAAACAAAGAGGGUCGCAUUGUGGAUGGGGCAGGAAAACCUGUCAUCAAUGGUGGAAUCAGGACAGAUGGAAGUCGAAUGUCUAUACCAUCUCAGUAUUGGAUCCCUAGGAUCAGGAUUAUGUUUUGUGCGGAGGACCCUGAGGGCUAUGUGAAGCGGAUUCACACGGCGUACCACAAGAGGAAGACAACGGAAGCGUUCCUGCGGUAUUGUUUGUACAUUGAUUGCAUGCCAAUGGAUGGUGUUGGUGAGCUUGACCAGGCGUCAUUGAAGAGGAUGAUUGAUUGGGCCAAGGGCUCAUCGCAACUGGCAAAGGAUAAAACUUUGGAUGACUACGUCCAGGUCCUAGAGAAGGAGGUCAACAUUGAUUUCUGUCGUUCAAUGAACAAGAUCAUCUUUGACAAGACAGUGGACGAUGAUCCAGCGACAUUUGCUUUUGUGACUGUCCCGCCACCUGAACAGAUGGUGGUGCCUUUCAAAGGUUGCUCCAAUGAUGUUCCAGAAUAUCCCUUUGAUGAACAAUAUGACAGCUUUGCCUUCAACUCCUUGUUGACCAGAGAGGAGAGUAUCAAUGCCAUUGGGAAAGUCCGCACGGAAUGUAACAAAGUCGGGGGCAUGUCACUCUUCCAUUGCCCCAUGACGAAAUACAUGAGGUUGGAGGAGUUUGAACAGACACAAAGCCAGGCAACAUCACAGGUUGCCCUAUUCCUGAAGGACAGUUGGAUCACAACGUUGAGAGCUUCAAUCAGGACGAGCCUGCGUGACGUAGGAAAGGGCUGGUUCAACAUCCAUGAGACAAACUGGGAGGUGUAUCAGAUCUCCAAGAUGAAGAAGUUUAUGGAGAUGGUCAAGUUUAACAUGCAGGAUUCACUCCGCUACCUCGUGCAAGAUUCACUCGUCAACUUCACCCAGAUGAUCAUUGAUGCGUGCUACGCUACAUUCCAGUGUGAGGAUGAUAUGACGUGGGAGAAUGACCUCCUGGUUAGCAGCUACAAACCCAGGAAGAACCCCCUGUUCUUCAUUGACCUCAUGCUGGACACUGCUGGCGUUCACUACAGCACCAACUUGAACAGCUUUGAGACUGUCCUGGUGGCUCUCUUUGACAAGGGGAUCGCAUCCACACAGAAUGUACCACAGCUUGAAAAGUACAUCAUGGAAGACAUCUUCUGGUCUGGUACCCCUUUGCUAGAAUCUGUGGGGGAACAUGAACCUCACGUUGAAGAGCUGAGAGAUGACGUCUGCCGGGCAAUCAGGAAGUCACUCUUCCCCAUGAAGUCAUACGCCAGGGAGUAUGAGCAGUACUUAGAGUUGAACAACAUGGAUAUCAAUGAAUACAUCAAGAAGUAUGAAGCAGAAGGUCACACCGCUGCAGAAGUGAAAAAGGAAUGUGAAGACCACUUGUUGGAGAAAGAAAUCCUUGAAGCUAAGAUCCCAAGUAACAUCAUCAUCGGGCCAUUCUACAUCAAUACGGAGAAUGUGAGGCAGGCAUUGGCAAAGAAACGCAAGGCUCUCAGCAAUGCGGUGUUGGAGUUACUGGCCAGGCAGCUGAAGAAACAGUCUGAUGAUGCUUGUGAAGAGUUCAAGGCGAUCAGCCGGAAGCUGUUUGAGAAGCCGAACACAAUAGAGGAGUUGUCGGAGAUGAGGGAGUGGAUGAAGGACAUCCCCGACAAGCUGAAGGAGCACCAGGAGCUGAUUGACAAGGCCAUGUCAGACUAUGAACUCAUUGAGGAGUUCUACUAUAACUUGUCUGCUGAUGAUUUCAAUGCAAAAUGGACCACAAUAAGUUGGCCGCAUAAGAUCGAGGUUCAGAUGGAACAGACUUAUAACCAGCUCGAAGAGGAUGAAGAAAGAUUCCACAAGUUACAACAGACUGAUCAGAGUAACUUCAAUGAUCGUCUGGAUACACUACAGAUGGUUGUUGCUGGUAUGGCCGCCUACACCGACAUCAACAAGGCGCAUGAGAUAGCCAAUGAGAUCCGUCGUGUCAACAAACAGCUCAAGGAUGCCCAGUCCCUUGCAACAACGUACAACAACAGGGAGAGAUUAUUCGGCAUGCCGAUUACAAACUAUGACAAGCUGACCAAGCUUGUCAAGGACUUUGAACCGUUCCGCAACCUUUGGCUGACAGUUUCUGAUUGGUUAAAAUGGCACGAAAGCUGGAUGAAUGAUCCGUUGACGACGAUCGACGCAGAGAGCUUGGAGAAGAACGUUGCUGAUGCCUACAAGACGAUGCAUAAAUCUGUGAAGAUAUUUGCUGAUAUACCAGGUGUGUCUGAAGUUGCCACAGAAAUCAAGGGUUUCAUUGAGGACUUCCGUCCAUUCAUCCCACUCAUCCAAGGCCUAAGGAACCCGGGUAUGAGGAACAGGCAUUGGGAGAGUCUCUCCACUGACCUUGGCUUCCCAAUCAGGCCCAAGGCCACGUUGACAUUCAGCAAAUGCUUAGAAAUGAAGCUCCAGGACCAUAUCACGACCAUCUCAAAGAUUGCAGAGGUCGCUGGGAAGGAAUAUUCUAUAGAGCAGGCGCUUGAUAAGAUGGAAGGAGAGUGGGGACCGGUGCAGUUUGAGAUCAUGCCCUAUAAGAGUACCGGCACGUACAUCCUGAAGGCCUCGGAGGACAUCUCACAGCUUCUUGAUGAUCAUAUAGUCAUGACGCAGAGUAUGUCCUUCUCACCCUUCAAGAAGCCAUUUGAAGAACGUAUCAGCACCUGGGAGAAUAAGUUGCGCACAACACAGGAUGUGCUGGAUGAGUGGCUGCUCUGCCAGCGAUCAUGGCUUUACCUAGAGCCCAUCUUCAGCUCUGAUGACAUCAACCGCCAGCUGCCAGUUGAGAGCAAGAGGUACCAGACGAUGGAGAGGAUCUGGAGGAAGAUCAUGAAAAAUGCCAAAGAAAACCCUACAGUCAUCUCCCUUUGUCCUGACAAUCGUCUUCUGGACAACCUGCGUGAAUGCAACAAGCUGCUAGACCAAGUCCAGAAGGGUCUCAGCGAGUACCUCGAAACCAAGAGGAACGCCUUCCCAAGAUUCUACUUUCUGUCCGAUGAUGAGUUGCUUGAGAUUCUGUCACAGACGAAAGAUCCAACUGCUGUACAACCUCAUCUCAGGAAGUGCUUUGAGAAUAUUGCAAAGCUUAAAUUUGAGGAUGAUCUGAAGAUCACUUGCAUGUAUUCGGCCGAGGGCGAAGCGGUUCCCUUCAAGGAGACCAUGUACCCAACUGGGAAUGUAGAGGACUGGCUCCUGGAGGUUGAAAGGGUCAUGAGAGAGAGUUUGAGGCAGACGAUUGGGGAGGCUCUUGUCAACUAUAAAGAGGUUCCAAGGACGAAAUGGGUUGUCAGCUGGCCAGGUCAGGUGAUCAUCGUGGUCAGUCAGGCAUUCUGGACUACAGAAGUGACGGAAGGUUUGGCAGAGAAAGAUAUCCCUGGGGUCUAUGCCAAGCAACUGCAGCAGUUGGAUGAUCUCCGUAAUCUUGUACGCGGCGACCUCACGAAGACGGAGAGGCAAAUCUUGUCUGCCUUGAUUGUCAUUGAGGUGCAUGCCCGUGACGUGGUGGGGACACUUGUGGAGGAAAAAGUGGAGAACCCCAAUGCGUUUGAGUGGAUCAGUCAGAUGAGGUAUUACUGGGUAGAUCAGAACAUGUUUUGUCGAGCUGUGAAUGCUGAGUUCCCCUACAUGUACGAGUACCUCGGCAAUUCGGGGCGAUUGGUCAUCACGCCCCUCACCGACAGGUGUUACUUGACACUAACUGGAGCACUCCAUCUGAAGUUUGGUGGUGCCCCGGCUGGACCUGCUGGUACCGGGAAGACCGAGACAACGAAAGAUUUGGCCAAAGCUUUGGCUGUCCAGUGUGUCGUCUUUAACUGCUCGGAUCAGCUUGAUUUCAUGGCUAUGGGAAAAUUCUUCAAGGGUCUGGCUAGUUCCGGUGCCUGGGCAUGUUUCGACGAAUUCAACCGUAUUGACAUUGAGGUGUUGUCCGUGGUCGCCCAACAGAUCACCACCAUCCAGAAAGCUCAGCAACAGAGGGUUGACCGUUUCAUCUUUGAGGGCGUGGAACUUGCCCUGAAGGCAUCAUGCGCCGUCUUCAUCACCAUGAACCCUGGUUAUGCCGGCAGGACCGAGCUGCCUGAUAACCUGAAGGCGUUGUUCCGUCCCGUCGCUAUGAUGGUGCCGGAUUACGCCCUGAUUGCUGAGAUCUCACUGUUUUCAUUUGGAUUCGCUGUGGCCAAGGCACUAUCCAAAAAGAUUGUAACAACUUUCAAGCUGUCUUCAGAACAGCUAAGCUCACAGGACCAUUACGAUUUUGGCAUGAGAGCUGUGAAGUCUGUCAUCUCUGCUGCUGGGAACUUGAAGCGCCAGAAUCCGGACAUGAGUGAGGAGCUAAUCACACUGCGUGCCAUCCGUGACGUCAACGUACCAAAGUUCUUGAUGGAUGAUUUGAAACUCUUCAAUGGCAUCGUGUCUGAUCUCUUCCCAAAUAUCAAGGAGGAACCAAUCGAUUACGGAGACCUGGAUUCAUCUCUGAGGAAAACUUGCAUCAAGAACGGGCUGAAAGAUGUUGAAGGCUUUAUCCACAAGUGUAUCCAGCUUUAUGAAACCACAGUGGUGCGGCAUGGUCUCAUGUUGGUCGGUCCGACAGGAUCUGGAAAGACCAAGUGUUACGAGACACUACAGAAAGCCAGCACGGCCUUAAAGGGGACCAUUGCUCCCUCGGGCUCUCCAUUUGAAGCCACCCACACAUACGUCCUCAACCCCAAGUCCAUCACGAUGGGUCAGCUCUAUGGUGAAUUCGAUGCUCUCACCCAUGAAUGGACUGAUGGUAUCCUGUCGUCGUUGAUCCGUGUCGGUGCAGCCUCCCCGGACACAGACAAGAGGUGGUACGUGUUCGAUGGACCGGUUGAUGCUGUCUGGAUCGAGAACAUGAACACUGUGUUGGAUGACAAUAAGAAGCUUUGUCUCAGCAGUGGAGAGAUUAUCAAGCUCUCAGAGGACAUGACUAUGAUGUUUGAGGUGGCCGACUUGGCUGUUGCUUCCCCUGCCACAGUCAGUCGUUGUGGUAUGGUCUACCUAGAGCCAGGGAUCCUUGGCCUGCAACCCUUCGUUGAGUGCUGGUUGAAGAAGCUACCUGACCCCAUCUGGCCGUACAAGGAGAGGCUGACUGAGCUAUUUGAAAUCUUUAUGGAGGACUGCAUCAACUUCAUCCGCAAGAACGUGAAGGAGAUAGUUGGCUCAAUGGACAGCACCCUGACGUUUAGUUUGCUUAAGCUCCUCGACUGUUUCUUUGCUCCAUUCAUCCCCAAGGAGGCCAAAUUGCGACAUGCGGGUGAGAAACCGAUUCCCGAGGAGAGGAUUGCCAGGAUUGUUGAACUGAUCGACGCAUGGUUCAUUUUUUCUCUCGUAUGGACAGUGGGAGCCACCUGUGACAACGAUGGCCGCAAAAAAUUCAGCGAUUUUGUUCGAAAGAAAUGCAAGGAGGCUAAGUUGGACCUGCCAUUCCCUGAUGAGGGUCUAGUCUACGACUAUCGUCUUGAUGAUGGGGGCAUCAGCAGACCUGGCUCUGAUGAUGAUGAAGAGGAGGGCGAAAAUAAGGAUAAGAAACCAGUCCAAUGGGGCAGCUGGAUGGAUGGCAUGGAUGAGUACACAAUCGCACCAGACAUGCGUUUCUCUGACAUCAUUGUGCCGACCAUGGACACGAUCAGGAGUUCACACAUUGUCGAGAUGCUGCUCACCAAUAAUAAGACGGUGAUGUGUAUUGGUCCCACUGGUACUGGCAAGUCUCUGACCAUUGGUGAUAAGCUGACGAAGAACAUGCCCAAGGAGUAUAUCCCAGAGUUCAUGACCUUCUCUGCCAAGACAAGCGCCAACCAGACACAGGAUCUCAUCGAUGGCAAGCUUGACAAAAGGCGUAAGGGAGUGUUUGGCCCUCCUCUCGGUCGCUACUUCAUCUUCUUCGUUGAUGACCUGAACAUGCCCGCCCUUGAGGUGUAUGGAGCCCAGCCUCCCAUUGAGCUGAUCAGGCAAUGGAUGGACUUCAGGGGAUGGUACGACAGGAAAAUGAUCGGUGAAUUCCGUCAUCUUGUUGAUGUGAACUUUGUGUGUGCCAUGGGGCCACCUGGUGGUGGGCGUAACCCUGUUACAUCACGUCUCAUGAGACAUUUCAACUACGUGGCAUUCAUUGAGAUGGAGAACGAGAGUAAACAGAAGAUCUUUGGAACCAUCCUCAAGUCGUGGAUUGAUCAAAACUCCAACAUCCGUGAGCAGUGUAGUCAGAUGGUCUCAACAUGUAUCAGUGUGUAUGACACUAUCACCACCCAGCUCUUGCCCACUCCAGCCAAGUCUCACUACACGUUCAACUUGAGAGAUUUAUCAAAAGUCUUCCAGGGUAUUCUCAUGGCCGAUAUCACCAAAUUGAAUGGUGUGAAUGACCUCCUGCGCCUCUGGUUCCACGAGAACUGCCGCGUCUUCCAAGAUCGUCUCGUGAACGACGAGGAUCGUAUGUGGUUCAAGGGUCUUCUGCAGGAGAAGAUGAAGACAGACUUCUUGACCGAGUUCUCCGAGGUUGUGACUCUGGAACCUGUCUUGUAUGGCGACUUCAUGGUGGCUGCAGUUGACAACAAACUCUACGUUGAGAUUGACGACCAUGCAAAGAUGGUGAAGGUGAUGGAGGAUUACCUUGACGAUUACAAUCAGGUGAACACAGCCCAGAUGAAACUUGUCCUCUUCAUGGAUGCCGUCAGACAUGUGUGUAGGAUAAGUCGUGUCAUCAGGCAGCCGCUCGGUAAUGCCCUCUUACUUGGUAUGGGUGGCAGUGGACGACAGAGUUUAACCAGGCUUGCCUCUUACAUGGCCGAGUAUGACUGUUUCCAAGUUGAACUGGCCAAGAACUAUGGCAUGAGUGAGUGGCGUGAAGAUUUGAAACAGCUGAUGUUCAAGGCUGGUCUGGAAAAUAAGUCCAUGGUCUUCCUCUUCAGUGACACUCAGAUUAAGAGUGAAGCUUUCCUUGAAGAUAUCAACAAUAUUUUGAAUGCUGGUGAUGUGCCGAAUAUCUAUGCUAUCGAUGAGUUGGACAACAUCUACACAACCAUGAAGCCAAUAGUCCAAGAUCUCGGUCUGCAGCCGACCAAGACUAAUCUCUUCUCUGCAUACACCAAGCGUGUCAGGAGCAAUCUGCACACUGUUAUCACUAUGAGUCCUAUCGGUGAGAUCUUCCGUGCACGCCUCCGUCAGUUUCCCGCCCUUGUCAACUGCUGUACAAUUGAUUGGUUCAGUAACUGGCCUAGUGACGCCUUGCAGUCUGUUGCCAUGAGGUUCCUCAAUGAGAUCCCUGAUCUUGAUGCCAGCGAUGAAGCUAUGACAGGCCUGAUGAUUAUGUGUGAGAAAAUUCACAAUUCAGUGACAACUGCCUCGGAGAAGUUCUUGUCCGAGUUGUCCCGUCACAACUAUGUGACACCGACGAGCUACCUGGAGCUGCUAGGUAUAUUCUCCAAACUCAUCACGAUGAAGAAGAUGGAGCUGAUCAGUGCCAAGAAGAGAACCAAGACUGGUCUUGAUAAGUUGCUUACCACGGCAGACGAGGUGGCGAAACUUCAAGAGGAUUUGGAGACAAUGAAACCCAUGUUGGCAGAUGCUGUCCAAGAAUCCAUUGCAACGAUGGAGCAAAUUGCUAAAGAUACGGUUGUAGCUGAAGCCACCAAGGAGGUUGUGCAGAAGCAGGAGGCUGCAGCCACACUGAAGGCACGGGAAUCUCAAGCUAUUGCUGAUGAUGCCCAGAAAGAUUUGGAUGAAGCUUUGCCUGCCUUGGAUGCUGCUCUUGCCAGUCUGAAGUCUUUGAACAAGAAUGAUGUGAUUGAAGUGCGUGCCCUCCAGCGUCCACCAGAUGGUGUCAGAUUGGUCAUUGACGCCGUCUCCAUCAUGAAGGGUGUGAAACCAAAGAGGAUAGCUGGUGACAAGCCCGGUGAGAAGAAAGAUGACUACUGGGAGGUUGGAAAAGCCCUGCUCCAGGAUCCCGGCAAGUUCUUGGAGAGUCUAUUCAAAUAUGACAAGGAUAACAUCCCAGAUACCGUCAUCCAGAAGAUCCAACCAUACAUCGACAACGAGGCAUUCAUGCCCGCUGCAAUUGCUAAAGUCUCCAAGGCUUGUACGUCUAUCUGUCAGUGGGCCAGAGCUAUGCACAAGUACCACUUUGUGGCAAAAGGCGUUGCCCCGAAAAGAGAGGCAUUGCGUCAAGCUCAAAGUGAGUUGGCUGAGACGCAGAAGAUUUUGGACGAGGCUGUUGGCAAGUUGCGUGAAGUUGAAGAGGGUAUUGCUACAUUGCAAGCGAAGUAUGAUGACUGUGUGAAUAAGAAGGAGGAGUUGGAGAGGAAGUGUGAGCAGUGUGAGCAGAGGCUUGUCAGAGCUGAUAAGCUGAUUGGUGGUCUAGCGGAUGAGAAGGAGAGAUGGAAGGAAUCCGUUGAACGCAUUGAUUACCUUGUAACGAACAUCAUGGGUGACAUCCUAAUCGCUUCAGGAAACAUUGCCUACCUUGGACCAUUCACUGGUGAAUACCGUUUGAACCUGUGCGGCUCCUGGUUCACAGACUUGGAUGAGAAUAAAGUGCCCCACACAGAGGACCCCAGUCUCAUUGGGUCUCUGGGCGAUCCAGUUAAGAUUCGUAGUUGGCAGAUUGCUGGUCUUCCCAAGGAUAACUUGUCAGUUGAAAAUGGUGUAAUUGUGCAGUUCUCACAGCGGUGGCCUUUGUUCAUUGAUCCUCAAGGUCAAGCUAACAAGUGGGUGAAGAACUUGGAACAUGAGAAUGGCCUUGAUGUAAUCAAACUCUCCGACCGUGACUUCUUGAGAAGUCUGGAGAAUGCUGUCAGGUUUGGUAAGCCGUGCCUGCUGGAGAACGUAGGAGAGGAGUUGGAUCCCGCACUGGAGCCAAUCCUGUUGAAGCAGACAUUCAAACAGUCUGGUAGCACUGUGAUCAAGCUUGGAGAUGCCGUCAUCCCAUACCAUGACGAUUUCAAGUUCUACAUCACGACCAAGCUGCCCAACCCCCACUACACACCGGAGGUCUCCACUAAAGUCACUCUCGUCAACUUUACUCUUUCACCAAGUGGUCUUGAGGAUCAGUUGUUGGGUAUCGCCGUGGCAGAAGAGAGGCCAGACUUGGAGGAGGCGAAGAACCAAUUGAUCGUCAGCAAUGCCAAGAUGAAACAAGACCUGAAGGAGAUCGAGGACAAGAUUCUCCACAAGCUGAGCACAUCUGAAGGCAGUCCUGUAGAUGAUGUGGAACUGAUUGCAACCUUGGAAGCUUCCAAGGUCAAGUCUUUGGAAAUCAAGGCUAAAGUCGCAGUUGCUGAGCAGACGGAGCGUGACAUUGAUGAGACACGUAGCAAGUACAUUCCUGUAGCCGUCAACACCCAGAUUCUCUUCUUCUGCGUGGCUGAUCUUGCUAGCAUUGACCCUAUGUACCAGUAUUCUCUUGAGUGGUUCAUUGGUAUCUUCUUGGCUGGCAUUGCUAAUGCUGAGAGAGCAGAAAACCUGACGCAGCGUAUCAAGAACAUCAACGAGUACUUCACAUUCAGUCUGUACAGCAACGUCUGCCGGUCGCUGUUUGAGAAACACAAACUCCUUUUCUCCUUCCUGCUCAGUACCAGGAUCAUGAUGCAUGAUGGCAAGAUUAAUAUGGACGAAUGGCGUUUCAUGCUUGCUGGUGGUGCAGUCAAGCCAAAAGAUAUCGAGAACCCUGCCCCGGAGUGGCUUUCAGAGCGGUCAUGGGGAGACAUCCUGACCAUGGGUGCCCUCAAAACAUUCGCCGACUUCCCUGAGGAUUUCAAGCACCAUCUGCCUGGAUUCAAGAAGCUGUUUGACAGUCCUGAUCCUCAUCUAGAACCGCUCCCAGGCAAUUGGAAUGAUGACCUGGACAUGUUCCAGAAACUCAUUGUGUUGAAGGGCUUGCGGUCCGACAAGGUCACCAAUGGCAUGCAGGAGUUUGUUGCUGCGAACUUGGGUCAGCGCUUUAUCGAGCCGCAGACGGCAGACUUGGGCGCUGUCUAUAAAGACUCGUCCCCAACAACACCACUUAUCUUUGUCCUGUCAUCAGGAACUGAUCCUGCCGCUGACUUAUACAAGUUUGCUGAGGAGCUGAGAUUUGCAAAGAAAUUGAGUUCCAUCUCACUUGGACAGGGACAGGGUCCACGUGCUGAAGCAAUGAUGAGAAGUGCCAUGGAGCGAGGCAAAUGGGUGUUCUUCCAGAACUGUCAUUUAGCGCCAAGUUUCAUGCCAAUGUUGGAAAGAUUGGUCGAACAAAUUGAUCCUGAUAAGGUCCACCGCGACUUCCGCCUUUGGUUGACCAGUAUGCCAAGUCCUAAAUUUCCCGUCUUCAUCCUGCAAAACGGCUCCAAGUUGACAAUGGAGCCACCGAGGGGCAUCAAGGCAAACUUAUUGAAGACGUACUCGAGUCUGAAUGAUGAUUUCCUGAACUCUUGCGGAGAAAAGCACUCGCAAAGGAAUUCAGAGUUCCGCCACCUCUUACUCUCUCUCUGCCUGUUCCACGGUGUCCUGCUCGAACGGAGGAAGUUUGGCGCCCUUGGGUUUAACAUUCCGUAUGAGUUCACGGACGGAGAUUUGCGUAUCUGUAUUAGCCAGCUGAAGAUGUUCUUGUCAGAGUACGCAGACAUUCCAUUCAAGGUACUGAUGUAUACUGCUGGCCACAUCAACUACGGUGGUCGUGUGACUGACGACUGGGAUCGCCGCUGCCUCAUGAACGUCCUGGGUGGCUACUACUACCCUGAUGUGAUGGAUGAGAAUUACGUUUACUCGGGAGUCUACAAACAAGUCAGCACAUCCUUUGACCAUAAUGGAUACAUGAACUACAUCAGGAGUCUACCUAUCAAUGACACACCGGAGAUCUUCGGGCUCCAUGACAAUGCCAACAUCACGUUCGCCCAGAAUGAAACAUUCCAGCUUCUGACGGGCCUGUUGAAGUUGCAGCCCAAGACAGCAUCUGGUGGAGGCAGGACAAGGGAAGAGAUCAUGGAAGAGACCGCACACAAUAUCCUUGAUGAGGUCCAGGAUCCCAUUGACUUGAACAUGGUCAUGGAGAAGUACCCAGUCAAGUAUGAACAGUCCAUGAAUACUGUGCUGAUCCAAGAAGUUAUCAGAUACAACCGUCUGCUGUCCACAAUCAAGCAGAGUCUGAAUGACUUACUGAAGGCCCUGAAAGGUCUUGUUGUGAUGUCCCAGGCCUUGGAAGAGAUGGCCAACAGCCUGUUCAACAAUGCUGUACCAAGUAUGUGGGCAGGCAAGGCGUAUCCAUCGUUGAAGCCCCUGGCCUCCUGGGUGACAGAUCUCGUUUCUCGACUUGGGUUUGUCAAUGAUUGGAUUCGUGAUGGCAUCCCAUCGGUUUUCUGGAUCUCCGGAUUCUUCUUCCCGCAAGCCUUCUUGACAGGAACUCUUCAGAACUAUGCCAGGAAGGAGGUGGUUUCCAUAGAUACCAUUUCAUGGGGAUUCGAGGUGAUAGACAAAGAAGUGUCUGAGCUUUCCAAGAGCCCCGCUGAUGGUUGUUAUAUCCGAGGCCUGUUUGUUGAGGGUGCUCGAUGGGACUCUGACACUUCAUCCCUUGCCGAGUCCAUGCCCAAGAAGCUCUACACAGACUUUCCACCAUUAUGGCUCAUUCCCACGCCCAAUAGGAAGCCUCCAGAUUCAGGAGUGUAUGAGUGUCCUGUCUAUAAGACCUUGACAAGAGCUGGUACCCUAUCUACAACCGGCCACUCAACCAACUUUGUGUUUGCUAUCGAAGUUCCGUCAAACAAAUCCCAGAAACAUUGGAUCGAACGAGGCGUGGCCAUGCUCUGUGCCCUCAACUACUAAACGCUAAAAGGGACAUUUAUGGACCUCUAGUUCCAUUUUGAACUUUAAAGUUUUUGUUUUGUUGAAAUUUUUGAUUGGAAAAUGUUGAAAAGAAUUGUUGCAUUUGCCGUCUGCGACCACACCUAGAAUUAAACAUGUGGAGUGAAUUGAUUCUUCAGUCAUUAUGUGAGAAGUACAUACAUGUAUGCAUUGAUCAGAUUUCAGAAACAUAUGGCCAACAUUUGUCUUUCCCACAAUGACUUUUUCCAUUUCAUUGGUUGUGAUAUAUCAUGAAAAACUUUCUGGGAAAUUCUAUUCUGGUUUAGAGGCUUGAGCAGACUUGAAUUGGGAUUGAUUUCAUUGAUGAAAUUUCUCAUGUUAGACAGUCCGUACAUUUAACUUAUGAUAUUUGUAUAUAACAACAAUUGACAUAAAUUGAAAAACUGUACAUUAUUUGAUUUGUAAAUUUGUUUUGAUUGUUAUGAACACUGAACCAUCCAUUUAUCUAAAAGAUUAUGUUUUGUGGAGAAAUAUAUAUCAUUUUGAAUUUGUUGUUUCCGUCCAAGAAACAGCUUCACUCAGUCAGAAGAAACAUUGAUCAAAUAUCAACUUAUAAAGAGCCUAUCAUUUCUUGUAUGAUUCAAAUUGCAGUUUAUUUUUGUUCAUGAAAUAUUCUUCCCGUCAUUGAUAAAUUCCGUCCGGCUGUUGAAUUGUGAAAGCUAAUAAUCAAUUUGUUAUUCAUGUUUUUGCACAUGAAAUAUUUCCUGUAGACAUUAUUUUCACUGUUGAGGAUUUACUAUUAAACUUUUAUAAAAAAUA